AUGGAUGAUUUGCUUUUCUGUGAUGUCAAUAUAUCUAUGGAACAACCUCAUGGAAAGUCUUCAAUUAUAUAUUGUUUGUUAUUGCAUGUAGGUACAACACCUCUGAAAAAGCAGCUGAGGGAAAGUGCCGUCCCCAGUUUGUUUUAUUGGACUGGGGGCCUUAAGGAAUCUACCUCAAAGUCAUCAGAACCUGGAACUUUAAGAUCUGGCAGGGAAUACGUGUCACAACCGGAACAGCCAGAAAGUAUAAGUUGUAGUUGUAGUGAAAUACCUACCGACUUGGUUUCUCAAGAAGUGAUUAUCGAUACUGAUGAAUCUCCGACUCAAUCACCUACUGGGAUCUCAUCGGACCAGCCAUUGCAGCCUGUCCGUCCAUUCACUCCAUUGAUGAGUACAGCAUCACAAACUCCAUCAAGACCGAUGUUCAGCAUCGAGAAUUUCAUGAACGAUAAUGCUGGUAUUAUGUUCUAUACUGGGCUGUCAUCUUAUCAAGAUUUUACUUUUGUUUUACAAACUCUCGGUGAAAGUAUUUAUCAUUUGAAUUAUUUGUACACCCAGGUUGAAAAUUUGAACAUAGAGGAUCAAUUUUUCUUGACUCUUAUCAAGCUUCGACAGUAUAAAACUAACUUUGAACUUAGCCGAUUGUUCAGUAUUUCAGAAUAUUCAGUGAGCAACAUAUGGAUCACCUGGGUGAAUCUCAUGUCCUGCCAAUGGAGGGAGAUUGAUUUAUGGCCAGACAGGGACAUUGUAAGAUUUUUUUGUCCGACAGAUUUUUUUCAUAAAUUUCCAACAACAAGAGUCAUAGUUGAUGGCACCGAAUGUCCAGUGAAGAAGCCAAAACCCCCAAUUGCUCAACAGAGUACCUUUUCUACAUACAAGAAUAGGAACACGAUCAAAGUGUUAGCUGGGGCCACACCAGGUGGGUUGAUUUCGUAUUUGUCCCCUGCGUAUGGGGGAUCUACAUCGGACCGCCAGAUUGUUGAAAGAUCUAGCUUGAUGAAUUUGUGUGACAAAGGUGACAGUAUUAUGGCGGAUAAGGGUUUUAAUGUGCAAGACCUAUUUGCCCCACAUGAUGUCACUAUAAACAUCCCUACUUUCUUCAAAAACAGAAAUCAAAUGUCAAAUAAAACUGUUCAAAGAGACAGGAAAAUAUCAAGCAAGAGAGUUCAUAUUGAACGUUUAAUUGGUUUAGCCAAAACAUACAAAAUAUUAACUCAAGCAUUGAAUACAACUGAAACAAAACUUGCAUCAGAAAUAACCUUCUGCUGUUUCAUGCUGUGCAAUUUUCGUCGAUGCAUUAUUCCAAAACAUGCUUAA
This is a messenger RNA of Saccostrea cuccullata (small rock oyster), 1317 nucleotides long. RefSeq lists its product as uncharacterized. Bases 1 to 1317 code for a protein of 438 amino acids. The record is from RefSeq and is a predicted model, not a curated record. The transcript has a single exon. NCBI's taxonomy places the organism in Eukaryota, Metazoa, Mollusca, Bivalvia, Ostreida, Ostreidae.